This is a messenger RNA of Penicillium mononematosum, 1065 nucleotides long. RefSeq names its product MAGE domain-containing protein. NCBI's taxonomy places the organism in Eukaryota, Fungi, Ascomycota, Eurotiomycetes, Eurotiales, Aspergillaceae. The record is from RefSeq and is a predicted model, not a curated record. The coding region runs from base 1 to 1065 and encodes 354 amino acids. The transcript is spliced from 3 exons. Gene Ontology annotation, biological process: DNA repair. Gene Ontology annotation, cellular component: nucleus.
AUGCUAUCAAGUCGCAAAAGACGUGCCAACGCAGCAUCCGAGACCGAGACAACCCCAAGCGCACGUCAGCGCAGAAGACAAAGCGAAGAAACCGACUCAUCACCCGCACCAGACAGCGACGAUGACGGUCCAAGCGCACCAACCAGCACCGAUGGAAUGGUCAAGAAAUUGGUGCGGCUCGCCAUAGCAAGCGAGUAUUCGCGGCUCCCGAUCCGUCGCAACGACAUCAGCGCCAAGGUGCUGGGUGAGCAGGGCUCACGGCAAUUCAAGCUAGUUUUCGACCAGGCGCAGUGGGAAAUGAGACAGCGCUUUGGUAUGGAGAUGACCGAGUUACCGGCACGAGAGAAAGUCACCAUUACCCAGCGACGAGCUGCGCAGAAAACUGAAAAGCCUUCCUCGGCUAAUAAGUCCUGGAUCGUUACUAGCACUUUGCCGCUUCCAUACCGUUCUCCCGAUAUCCUUAUUCCAACUAAAGCACCCUCCCUCUACACUGAAAGCACAUACACGGGUCUGUACAGUUUCAUUAUAGCGGUGAUUGUGCUGAAUGGUGGUUCGCUGGCUGAACAGAAACUUGACCGGUACCUGUCGCGUACAAACGCUGAGAUUGCUACGCCGGUCGACCGCACGGAUAAACUGCUUCAGCGGCUAUGCAAGGAGGGAUACAUUAUCAAGACGCGAGAGAUGGACGGCGGUGAAGAGGUGAUUGAGUACGUCCUUGGCCCGCGGGGUAAAAUCGAGGUUGGGACUAGUGGUGUGGCGGGUCUUGUGCGAACUGUUUAUGGGAAGGAGCAGGGUGACCAUGCGGGCUUGACCCAGUUCCAGAGGGAAGAGCUCGAGGAUUUCGAAGGGAAGCUUGGGAGGAGUCUUGGGAUCGAACCGGCGCCCGUACGAGCUAAUGGGGUGGAUGGUGCUAGCGAUGUGGGUGAUGCUCGAGUUAACGGGAGCGCAGAGGAUGGCGAGGCGCCGCAGAGCUCAGGGCCUAGACGGUCCUCGAGGCGUGCCCCUACCCAGGAGGAAGAAGAAGAAGAAGAAGAAGAAGAUUCUGAAGAGUAUGAGGAAGAGUGA